AUGGCAUCUCAAAAGCGCCCCAAUGUUCUCAUCAUCCUCGCAGAUGACUUGGGCUUCUCAGACAUUGGCUGCUUCGGCGGCGAGAUUCAGACCCCGAAUCUGGAUCAGCUGGCCGAGGAGGGGUUGCGCAUGACAUCUUUUCACGUGGCCUCGGCUUGCUCUCCCACGAGAUCCAUGCUCAUGAGUGGAACCGACCACCACGUAGCCGGCAUUGGUACCAUGGCGGAGCGCAUCACGCCUGAUAUGAAAGGGAAGCCGGGCUACGAGGGUUACCUCAAUGAUCGAGUCGUCUGUCUGCCCGAGCUCAUGCGCGAUGGAGGUUACGAGACGCUCAUGUCCGGCAAGUGGCAUCUGGGCCUCACCCCCGACACGAGCCCUCACGCGCGUGGAUUCGAGCGCUCCUUUUCCAUGCUAGGCGGCUGCCACAACCACUACGGCUGGGAACCAGACUUUACAGACCGGUCGGCGAUUCCCAGGUUGGCAGCACUCAUGGGCCGCAUGUACAACCGCGACGGGGAAGGUUUCGGCCCAGACAAGCUGGACAAGGGCUUUUACAGCACCGACAGCUUCACCGAGAACCUGCUAGACUACCUGAGGGACCGCGAGGAAAAGAAGACGGAAUCCGGGACUGAAGAGCGUCCCUUCUUUGCCUAUCUGCCCUUUACAGCUCCUCAUUGGCCACUGCAGGCACCGCCAGCAAAUAUCGACAAGUACCGGGGCGUCUAUGACGAAGGGUGGGACGUACUCCGGCUCAAACGCGUAGCCAAGCUCAAGGCGAUGGGCCUCGUACCCGAGCACGCGGUGCCGGCACCCGUCAUCAGUAAAGGCGAGGACGGUCUCGAUACCAAGAACUGGGACGAGCUGACCCUCGACGAGAAGCGCGAGUUCGCGCGCAAGAUGGAGGUGUACGCGGGCAUGGUCGACCGCAUCGACGAAAACGUUGGGCGGGUGGUUACUUACCUCCGGCAGACGGGUCAGUACGACGACACCAUUAUCAUGUUCUUUAGCGACAAUGGUGCCGAGGGCGCGCAGUACGAGUACGCGCCACUCACAUCCGGCGGCGACAUGGGCACGUACUGUCAAAAGUGGCACAACAAUAGCGUCGAGAAUAUGGGCUGUUAUGAUAGUUUUGUCUGGUACGGCGCGCGAUGGGCCAGCGCGAGCACGGCACCGGGACUGCUGUACAAAAUGUUCACGUCCGAGGGUGGUAUCCGCGUGCCCUUUCUUGCACGGUACCCGCCGCUCUUUGCCCCCAACAAGAUUGAUCAUCAGUUUGCCACCGUCAUGGACGUGUUGCCCACACUACUCGAUGUCUGCGGCAUCGCUCACCCGGGCACGACGUAUCAGGGUGGACCCGUUGCGCCGGUAGCUGGUGCGUCCUGGCUACCAUACCUCCAUGGUGACAGAGCCAAGAUUCAUGCCGAGGACCACGUUACGGGCUGGGAACUCUUUGGACGCCGUGCCGUUCGUCAGGGCCCGUGGAAGGGCCUGUUCAUUCCCAAGCCCUACGGCCCCGAGCGCUGGCAGCUCUUCAACGUCCUCGAAGAUCCAGGCGAGACCAAUGACCUCGGUGAUGCAAUGCCUGAGAAGCUGCAAACCAUGAUUGCUUUGUAUGAGGACUAUUGCAAGGUUAAUGGCGUUAUAAAUCAGAGCGGCGCCAGUCGAUCUGGUUGGUCUGAUGCAGUAAAGUAG
Messenger RNA from Pestalotiopsis fici W106-1, 1692 nucleotides. RefSeq names its product Arylsulfatase. The record is from RefSeq and is a predicted model, not a curated record. The transcript is spliced from 3 exons. Gene Ontology annotation, molecular function: arylsulfatase activity. NCBI's taxonomy places the organism in Eukaryota, Fungi, Ascomycota, Sordariomycetes, Amphisphaeriales, Sporocadaceae. The coding region runs from base 1 to 1692 and encodes 563 amino acids.